AUUUAUAUCUUUGAAGUCUGAUGUCUGAUAAUAACACACUCCCUGCGUCACAUACUUGGAACGCAAAAUUGGUGCUUUUAGGAAUAACAAUUUUCGAAUGAAUUCCAAUUAACGGCUGGUUAAGCCAGGCAUCCUCCCUCCUCAGGGCAAGAUGGUCCUUCCGCAGUACACGUUCGCCGCCUUGGCACUCGGAGCCAUCGCCGCGAUCGCUGUCACCCUGUAUGCUACAUUCAACGGGACGGCACCAAAUCGCUACAGGCAGAGGGACAGGUCCUCAGGGAACGGCUCAAAUACCUCCAGCCGACACAGGCAGAGGAAAUGUGAAGUGUGCCAGAAGAGAGGCGAGAUGUUGACUUUGCCCUGCACCCAUACAUAUCACAAGGCCUGCCUCAUGAACCUGCAUGGAGAUGACAUGGCUCCGGAGUGUCCUGAGGUGUGCGUUGUUUGUUGGGAACCGAUCAAGAAAGAAGACCGAGCCGAAAUCGAAAACAAGAGGAGCGAGGAGUGCAGCAUUUGCCUUGACGACAUCAUCAAGAAAAGCUUAGUUCUUGAAUGUGGUCAUGAGUUUCACAUUAUAUGCGCCAAGAGAUUGAUUCAGUUCCCGGACAGGAAAUGCCCUAACUGUAGGAUCCCUCUUUCUGCCCCGGAUCUGCGCAACAUUGUUACUUCAAGUUAAAAUCAAUUGCUUUAUUAUUUAUUUUGUAAAGAUUUUUUAGCAAUAAUGUUAAAGCAGUUAUCUAUUAAGAUUGUGAUAAUUUUUACUUAGACUGUUUGGAAUGAUUGGAAGAGUGGAAGAUUUAUCGUGAUAGCCUCUUGAAAUGUUCUCUCAGUUUCGUUAGUGAAGAUGGUCAGUUUGUCAGUUUCAAGUUAUUUUAAUGCCUUUAAUGAUUAGUUCUUAACCACCCUGCUUUUUACGUUUACAAUAAUUACUGUUUUUUCUCUUACAAUUAGUCUUAUACGGAUGAAUAUUAGAAUGUUUGAGGAAAAAUUUAUCACUCUGCAGCUUUCAAAUUUUGUAAUAUAUAUUAUGCUGGAUUAAUUAUUGUUGUCAUGACAGAAUAAUGAUGUGAUAUCGAUUAUUUUGAUAGUAAUUUGUAGCUGAGGCAAGCGGCCUUUAGAAUUUGACAGGAGAAACAUAUACACGCUAUAUAUAACUAUAUACUAGAUGACUUGAAUCCAAAAAUGAUUGCUAAUAAAAAUGCUCACUUAAA
This is a messenger RNA of Neocloeon triangulifer, 1211 nucleotides long. RefSeq lists its product as uncharacterized. NCBI's taxonomy places the organism in Eukaryota, Metazoa, Arthropoda, Insecta, Ephemeroptera, Baetidae. Bases 152 to 676 code for a protein of 174 amino acids. The transcript is spliced from 4 exons. The record is from RefSeq and is a predicted model, not a curated record.